Molecule: messenger RNA, 1838 nt
Organism: Thalassophryne amazonica
Lineage: Eukaryota; Metazoa; Chordata; Actinopteri; Batrachoidiformes; Batrachoididae
Gene: proza
Product: protein Z, vitamin K-dependent plasma glycoprotein a
Exons: 9
Coding region: 229-1512 (427 amino acids)
Biological process (GO): proteolysis; blood coagulation
Cellular component (GO): extracellular region
Molecular function (GO): serine-type endopeptidase activity; calcium ion binding
Source: RefSeq, a predicted model, not a curated record
UCACCACACUCGGUAGGAAACAGUGAGCAGGCGUCAAUGUGAUCGUCAUCCGUUAUUUGGAAUCCACAGGCCCCAUCGGGGAAGCCGGGGUGCAAUUAAAAACCGACGUGGAGCCGUGCCAGUCCAAUCCGCGAAUUUGGUUUUGUUCGGAUCGGGGAACACAGUGAUCUCACCCCCUGCACCGAGCUGACAUCUUAACCGAGAUCUAGGUCACGCUUCAUUAUCGCCAUGUGCUCCUUGACAGCAUCCUGCGCUCUGCUGUGCCUGCUGGUGGGUGUCGUGGCAACCAUUCAGAUCCCAGAGACAGUGUUCCUGGACAAGCAGCAUGCCAGCGCACUCAUCUCCCGCCCAAAGAGAGCCAUCGAUGGUAGCGUCCAGUCUCAGCCUUCCAACUUAGAGAAGGAGUGCAUGGAGAAGGUCUGCAGCUAUGAGGAGGCCAGGAGGUUCUUCCAGGACUCGUAUCGCACGGAUAUCUUCUGGUCUGUCUACAUUGAUGGAGACCAGUGUGCAGAGCAGCCCUGCAAGAAUGGAGCCAUGUGUUCCGACAGCGUGGGCGGCUAUGACUGCGUCUGCAAGUCGGGCUUCACGGGGAUCCACUGUGAAACAGAUGAAACGGUGUGCACGCUGGAUAAGGUCAAAGGCUGUUCGCAGUUCUGUAAACCAGGCUACUUGUCCUACGAGUGUUCCUGCGCACGUGGGUGGAAACUCGACCACGGGAACAAGAAUAAGUGUGUGCCGAGGGUGCCGUUCCCAUGUGGUGAGGUGCACAGUUUGAUUAAUUGGGACAACCGACAGUUGACCAACGUCCACAACAACUACGAGGGUCUUAGCUGUGGCUUGAUGGAGUGUCCCUGGCAGGCUCUGCUGAGGACUUCAGAAUCUGUGGGUUUCUGUAGUGGAGUCAUUCUGAAGGAGAAUUUGGUCUUGACCACAGCUCAGUGUGCCAACAAAUACCACACGUUCCAUGUGGCUGUUGGUAAGCGUUUGACCACCGUUGAAAAUGAAGAGCGGACGCUGCAUGUAAAAAUAGUCCACGUCCACCCACGCUACGUGGAAGGUCAUGCUGAAAAUGACUUGGCGGUGAUCGAGCUCCGUGACCGCAUCAUCUUUAAGAAAACCGAAAUUGCCGUCUGUCUCCCAGAACGGGACUUUGCUGAAAGUGUGCUGAUGACUGGAGAGUUCCCAGCUGUGGUCACCGGCUGGAAAAGCAAGAACAACGCCAUGGAACUGCAGGGCUCACUCACCCUUAACCACCUGGCAUACAGUCACCUACCUCAGUGUCUGGAGACGCACGGCAUCAUGAUGACCAAUAAAAUGGGCUGCACUUCUGCUCGCACCAAUGCUGACUGCACUAUGGGCUCUGGCAGCCCCCUGGUCACCCUGUAUAGGGAGGUGUUCUUCCUCACUGGGGUGAUCAGCCAACCACCGGGGGCUGACUGCAACAAAGGCUACAUUUUUCAGAAGGUGUCGCGCUUCCUUGGCUGGCUUCAGUCACUCAUGGACUCUCGGUAGAUCAGAGAGUCGGGUGGGGGCACAGACCAUAUAGUGAAUACAGACCGGUGACAAAUCAAACCCAAAAUGAAGUGUCUUAGAAAGAGGCCACUCAAACAUUUCCCCACAGAACUCAGACUAACUUCAUUUGUGGCAAUGCUUCAUUUGAAGGAAGCAACGUUUAGCCAGGUCAGAGAUUGGUUUCUUAUUUAUGGCGUCUUUCAGCACUCACUUUAUAGCUCCAUUACCUCCACCAACAGGAUUAUGAUUUUGUUUGUGUUUGUAUGGUUUUCAGCAGAAUAUCUCAAAAAGUCUUGAAAAGAUUUAAAUGCAAUUUGGUGAAGAGG